AUGGAUAGAAUACAAGAGGAUGAGCAGCUGGCGCCUUUUAACCUGGUUCAUUCGCGUAGGCCCCCGUGGCUGCCUGCGCCCCCGCUAGUCCAGGCACAGAGCUACUGCCUGGGAUUCCAGGUGGACACCUCGCUGCCUGAUAAAUGUCCCCAGCUCCAGCCUUUCAGAACUCUCAUUCUCCUCUUCAAUCUUCCUGUUUCCUUCCAGACAGUCCCUGAUCGGGUGGUGACCGACUGCGAGGACAAGGGCAAAGUCGGGCUGGGCACUGGCAGCUCGUAUGCGGGGAAGGAGCGCCCGCCGCGUCGCGAGCCAAAACAUGAACGCACUGCACUUCCCACGAGUAGUUUUGUCCAUCCGAGUGCACUUAUCUCUAUCGCCCCGAUGCCAUUAAUACACCUGCCCAUCGAACUGCUCACCGAGAUCGCCGAGUUGCUCGAGUACGAGGACGAGAUCAAUUCACUGUCGCGGACGUGCAGAUUCCUCUACAAUCUGCUCGGCCCCUUCCUCUACAAGCACAAUGUGCGCCACGGCAACAGCAGCGCACUCGCUUGGGGAAUCAUCAAUAAGAACAUGGCCACCAUUACCCGGAGCCUAGACGCAGGCGCUUCUCCGAACGCGUGCGACGGGCGCGACGGGCGAGAGCGAAAGCAGCGCCCCGCAGCUCUGGCGGCGAUGCACGGGAACGAGGCGGCUUUUCGACUUCUGUUGCAUCGCGGCGUGGACUUGAGCUGGGACACGGAAUGCGCGGAAAUCAGGCCUCGAUAUCCAGAGAGGCCGCACGGGCCGUUCCUGUAUCUCCAUCCGUCGGGCCAGUUGUUUUCAAGGGCGGCGGCGAAUGGUCAUGCCCACAUGCUGCCUUUGCUGAUGGGACUCUACAAGAAGGAAAAAGGUGUGUCCUGCCCCAUUGCGCACGGAAAGGAUCUGUUGGGCAGCGCCGCGAAACUAGGGCACACGGGUGUCGUAGCGUUCUUGCUUGAGCAUGGGGCCGAUCCAACCGUCCGGCAUGCGGUUGACGGCACCCCGGUUUGCUGCGCCGCACGGAACGGACAUCUGGACAUCGUAAAGAUGCUCGCUAGCCGAGGCGUCCUGGGCUCUACAAGGCGAGAGCCGCGGGGCGAGCUCGACAGGGACGUCAUGUGGCCCAUACUAUGGGCUGCAGAGAAGUCACACCCAAAAGUAUUCGACUAUCUUCUCGAAACCGUUGAUUAUCUCCGCCUGGUCCAAGUUCCCGAUGACAAGGGCGCAUUUCUGGCCGCGGCAGCCAUGUCCAACAAGGUGGACCUUGUCCGUGAUCUGCUGGACAACCGUCGCUACCAUCCCAGCGGCACAUGGACAGAUCAGCGCAAUUUCUCGGCCGACAAAUAUCCAACCGCGCUGUGCUGGGCGGCUUCCAGGGGUCAUGUCGACAUUGUCUCCCUCUUGCUGGAUCAUGGGGCUGACCUCUACCCACCUCCUCUUAUGUCCAACCGCCAUGUGGCCUUGCCCUUACCCGAAGCAGCCCGCAACGGGCACGGAAAAGUUGUCGACCUAUUACUAGACGCAGGGGCCGAUCCAUCUGGUAAGCUGGGCGGGCGACACCGGGGCAUAGAUCCUGUACUACCUCUAGCCAUCCCCUUCGAGUCGAUCUUUUCCAGGCUACUCCAGGCUGGUGCAGACCCGUUGCUCUGCAAGAAAGCAGGCAAAUCGAUAGCCGGUCCGGUGAUUGCAUCAGGGAGCACCAGUGAGAUCCAGAUGCUGCUAGACUGCGGCCUAGACAUAGUACAGGAUAUACAGGGAGAAGAUAGCCUGCUUCUCUUCGCCGUACGUGGAGGUAAGCGCGUCUUCGAGUGGCUCCUCCAGCAGGGCCGCUGGGACGAUCUCCUCUCGCCAAAGGGCAAGAGCGAAGGAGAGCUCGAGCAGGCCAUCAACCACGCCGUAGCUUCAAAUCAAACCGAGCUCCUUGACCUCCUCCGCAAACAGGGGUUCCGCAUCCCCUUUCCCAAUCCAAAACGCAAUCUCUUCUUCACCGCGGCGGCGGGAUCUUUGGGAACCCCCAAUGCGAAUCCAAAGGAAACGAUCAAAUGGCUCCUCGACCGCGGCGCCCCUCAGUCCGAGCUUGACAACGCCCUGUUCUCGAUUCCGGACUACAAGUGCCACCACCGGCGGGGUAGCAGAUUCGAAUCCGCGUACUGCUGGCACCGGGACUGCAGCGCGCUGCCUGACCUGCUGCGGAUCCUGCUUGACGCAGGUGCGAAUCCGCUGUACUCGAGAGGAUACGCUAUAGUCCGGUUGUGCCGGGAUAUACGUACACUGCGGAUGAUCCUCGAGGCAGUCGAGGCGCGUGGUGGGACUUGGCCCUAUGAGGGGGUUUGCCUGCGUGAGGCUGAGCAUCUUUUGAUGGUCGAGCACCCGCACCAUGACCGGAGAAUCGACAAGAUCCUGCGUCAGUAUAGCUGGCGGCUGCAGUAUGGGGUUUCUUGA
Molecule: messenger RNA, 2460 nt
Organism: Aspergillus calidoustus
Lineage: Eukaryota; Fungi; Ascomycota; Eurotiomycetes; Eurotiales; Aspergillaceae
Source: the annotation of a GenBank genome assembly